GAAAUUUUUAUAAUUGGAAUUCUUUAACUGUAACUUCGAACACAAUUAUUUACUUUUUUUUUUAACCAAGAUUACUGAUUUAUUUGGGUAUUCGUAGUAGAAAAAUUUAUCCAACAUUUUAAAUAAGGAUGAAUAUUCUUCCAAAAAAAAGAUGGCAUGUUCGAACCAAGGAUAAUAUUGCUCGUGUACGAAGAGAUGAAGCAAAGGCGGCAGAAGAAGAGAAAGAAUUAAAGCGUCGAAUUCAAUUGGCUGAACAAGAAGCAAGAACAGCAUUACUGAGAAAAAAAGCUAAAGGAGAGUUAGAAAAAAGUGAUGAAUUAGAUGCUGGAGGGCACUUGAAUUUUUUCAAAGAUAUUGAAGAAUCUGGGGGUUUUGUUGGAGGGACUAAUAAAGAACAUGAAGAAGAAGAAAAAGCAAUAAAAGAAAAAUAUGAAAAGGACAUAGGAUUAUUAACAUAUCUUGGUCAAAGCACUCUUGAAGCUAAAGGAGAAGCUCCAUGGUAUUUAAAGGGAAAUUUAAAGGAAUUAUCUUCAACUUCAUCAGAGAAAGAUGAAGUGCCUAAUGAGAAAUAUAAAUCUAAGAUUGAUCCUAUGAAUGAGAUGAAGAAAUACCUAUCUAUAAAAGAAAAGAAACAUGGUGAAAAAGAGCUUUUCAUUUACAAAAAAGUGGAUGAUAAGAAAGCACAAAAGAGUGAAAAUAAGAAAGAUACAUCCAAAAAGCUGUCUAAAAUUGAAGAACUUCGAGCAAAGCGACUUAAACGUGAAAAAGAGGAAAGGCAAAGAGCACAGCAAUUCUUAGAAAGUUUCAGAAAAGGACCACCACAAUCAGAACCAGUUAUAUUAGAUGACAGAGCAAGACAAUACAAUUCUCAAUUCAAUCCACAUCUUGCUCGAAACAAUUUUAUAUCUCCAAAGAAGUAUCAUGAAGAUUAUUAAAAUUGUGGUAUUGAUUUUUUUUUUUUGUAAAUAUGUACACAUUAUGUAAAUAUUCAAAUAAAUGUACAUUUUUAUUUUUAUAUGUGUAU
Argiope bruennichi is the source of this 1024-nucleotide messenger RNA. Its product is annotated as leukocyte receptor cluster member 1-like. The transcript is spliced from 8 exons. The record is from RefSeq and is a predicted model, not a curated record. The coding region runs from base 129 to 935 and encodes 268 amino acids. Lineage: Eukaryota; Metazoa; Arthropoda; Arachnida; Araneae; Araneidae.